Messenger RNA from Porites lobata, 10892 nucleotides. The record is from the annotation of a GenBank genome assembly. Lineage: Eukaryota; Metazoa; Cnidaria; Anthozoa; Scleractinia; Poritidae.
CCUUCAAAGACAAAACAUCUUAUAAAGGACUUCUGUAACUACACUACAACUCAUGGCGUUGGAAGGCUGGCUGAAGCCAAGACAAUUUUUAGCCGAUUCAUUUGGAGCAUUUUUAUACUCGGUUCGCUUAGUAUGUUCAUAUAUCAAACAAGCGGCUUAUUUGGAUUGUAUCUGAGUCGUCCGAUAUCUACGGUAGUGAAAGUAAAACAUAAAACGGUAAGUCAGAACAAGUCAGUCGUAAUUUACUUAUUACAGAUUCACUCACUGCCUUACAAGCAAAUAAUGAAAUGAAAUAAGCUAAUACUGCUAUAAAAAAAAAAAAGAAUUCUGGAGAAGGAGACAACCAAAAGAGCCAAUGCGCCAUACUAGGGAUGCCCCUACUAAUUAAAAUAUAAGAAAAAUAUCUACAAAUAGAAAUGUAGAUGUUCUAGUUAUCCUUGAUAAAGUUUAAAGCAUUUUUUUUAAAAGUUGCAAUACUAUUUGAUUCUCUAAUAUGAUUGGGUAAACAAUUCCAUUCAUUUACAAUACGGUUAAAAAACUAUAUUUAAUACCAUCAGUUCUACUAAAAUUUGUAACAAGGUCCUGUAUGUCAUUUUUCCACCUGUAUUUCUGUCCUUACAAAAUAUGAGCUUAUUUGAAAUGUCAAUAUCAUAAUGUACAUUAAUUACAUUAAAAAAUGUAACAUGUCUAGUGAACCUCUUAUUAAUCAAUUCGCUUUGUAGAAAUUAGUUCAAAAACAAGUAUAACGUACGAUUAACAAACGUGAAACACGCAAUUGUACUCAAAAUCCACCGAAUCAGUAAAACUGUUUCUUUUAUUUUCUACUUUUGCUGCAACAGCCCUUAAAAUAAAGUUUGGUACUCUGAUACUUAUGCUUAACUGCCUUGAACGUCAGUCUAAAAUAAAACGCCGGGGUGCUCUUUCCUUCGAUUAUAUUAUAUUCGAUUAUAUUUUUAGCAAAAAUAUAUAAUAUAACAUAUCUUUGUUAAACCUUAACAUGAAAUAUGCUACACGAUUUAGAAAUUAAAAAAUCUAAAUAAUAUAGCAUAGCGUCUUAGGAAAUUGUUUCUAAUUACUUUACAUUAUUAUUAUUAUUAUUAUUAGUAUUAUUAUCAUUAUUAUUAUUAUUAUUAUAUUUUUUUCACGUUCAGUUAGUAUCGGCACGAACGUUAAAAUACUUUUAAGUUCAGUACGCCGAUUUUUAUGCAAGGUGUUCUGUUCUUUUAAAUUAGUUUCUAUAGGUAUAAUACUCGUUAGGUUAUGACAGCCUUGGAUUCUGGAUUCCACUCCGAGGAUUCUGGACUCCCAGGUACAGGAUUCCAGUCCUUGUCGGUGGAACUUGGAUACUGGAUUCCAGUGGUUAGAGGGAUUCCGGGUUCCUGGAGCCGUAUUCCGGAUUCCAAAAAAAAUUUUCCGAGAUUCUGGAUUUCACAAGCAAAAAUUUCUUGGAUUCCGGUAUCCGUAGGCCUUACAUGAGCUUUACAGUCCAUAGCAUUUAUAUCACCAUGAACUGAGAGGACGUGAGAUUUUAUCUUUCAUAUGUUAAGUAGUAUAACGAAAAAAAAAAAAACUACAGUAAAAGCCAGGCACCUUGAUCCCUUGUACCACUCUCAGUUAGGGUUUAUCCGAGUUAAGCUAUAUUGAUUGUAGUCGUUGCUUAACAUCGAUCAACGUUUUGCUUUUCACAGGAAGUAACUUUUCCAGCGGUUACUGUUUGCAAUCAAAACCCAGUGAAACUUAAUAAAAUACCAGAAAAUUACCUCCGGGACAUUUUCAAAGAAGUUAAUGAGCGGCUAGAAGAAGAACACAACGGUCUAGCAGGUAAAAAAUAAGUUCGAGAAAUACGUAAAAUAGACGCGAGUUACUUUCCUUAUGAUAUUACACAGCGGUUGCAUGGGUCGCCGGCGGUAGAUCGAAAAUUCGCACGGUAAAUCAAAUCUCUUCCUAACUUGGGGGAAAGUGGAUUUCCUUUGGAUUUACUCUAUCCAUUUACCGUAAUUUAUUUCGCAGUAACUCAAACCUCAAAGAACUGACCUUUUUGAAAAUUUGAUGGUAACGUUUUUGCCUCUCAAACCCCGGAAAAAUAAAUUUACCUUUAAGACUAAGGACUGUGAACAACACGUUGUUUUUUAAAAUUAAAAUUAAGUAAUAUUUUGAAACUAAGGUUCUACCGCCCUCACCUUAGUAUUCCUUUGCUGUUUUGCACUGCAUUAUCGUCUAUUAUUCAACGCACGUAAACAUUACGCGACCCUGGGAAUAAACCCUUAUAGCAUUCGCUUCUUUGUUUGUUUUUAAGAACUAAGAUAUUUUUCCUUUUUAAAAUACAUUUUAGGUAUUAUAUUAUUUAAUGCUAUAUCUUAAUUCCUUUUUGCAGAUGAUGAAAUAGAAACCACUGAGAGUCCUACAGCAGAAACACCAGGCAACGAUACCGAAUUAGACAUCGACCCAGAUGAUGAACUCAGAGCUGAUUAUCUCAUUGAAGAAUUACUGAUUGCUAAGUUAGCAGUGGAAAACAACACCAUGUUAUCUGAAAUGGGACACCAAUUUAAGGACUUGGUCUUCGAUUGCAACUUUAGGGGAAAUGAAUGCAGGUGCGGUUAAAAUCAUGCCUCUAUAAAAGGAUAUAUUUCAUAGGUGAUUGGCCAUAGUGCAAAACCUUUCUUGAGGAAAUGAGCUUUAUUUGCGUAAGAAUUAAUUUUGGAGCAAAUCGGCAAAUAAUGACCUACUUUUAAUUAUUCUUGGUCGGCGAUAACAAACAUGUGCACUUGUCUUAGAAGCGACGUACACUAAGACGACUCCCCGCACUGAUUUAUGUCGCUGUCGAACUGGCCAAUUAUAGCCUGUAAAAUACAUUAAAGAAAUUACACUUAUUCAAAAAAUCUCGAUUAUCUAAAUUCACUUUUAGAUUAUGUUUUCAGAAAAAAUUAAAGACUCUCUCUCUGCGCUCACAAGAUUUUAAAAUUGCCGCCAAUAUAAAUUUACUUUGCUUCAUCGGGUGCUACGCGGCGUGGCCUGGGAACUGCCAACAAACAGUCGAGAUCUCACGUCAGAAAUAGGUAGCUGCCCUGUGCGGGCAGCAAUUAAUUCUGUCCAAUUAUGUCAAACAAAGGCUUCUUUUCAACGUCGACGGAGUCAAAGUCUUAUUCCAAAGUAAAAAUAAAUGAUAAAAUAUAAAUUCAUACCCGUUCAUACAGAACAGUGUGUUAUAGAUGACUUUUCAAAAUGAAUACUUUUCACGAAUCGGAACAGUUUUCAAUUUCUCCGCUAAUGUGCUUACGACGUUGUUGAAACAAAGUUAAGGGAUCGGAGAUGCGAGCUGUGCAAGAAUUAGUCACAUUAUCGGCUUAUUCUUAAGGCGACGACAAACAAAGCUCUAAAUACUGGGAUAUGCAAUCGAUCAAUCAGAUAUAAGUCUAUGUCUAAUAUCACAUAUAAAAAAACUAACCCUUCUCAUGCGACCGUUGUCGAAUGUGAAACUGGUAAUAUAGUGAAAUAUAUACCCUAGUAUGCGCUUUCUUCUGUUAAUCGUUUUCUCGAAAAUUAUCUUUUUUUUAGAAAUUUUUCAAAAUAUUGGUAUCAUUUCUGGGAUUUUCGCUAUGGAAACUGCUACAUAUUUAACAGUGGAAUCAAUCAAACAAUCCUCGAAACGCAGACAACUGGUCCCUUUGGAGGUACGGUUAUAAACUCAGAGAUUUAUGAUAUAGAAAAUAUAAAAUAAAUAUAAAACAGAAAAAAUAAUGGAUUUUCCAGUAGAUCAGUGGCAGACUUUCUCGGCUAGUUGAAACUUGCUUUCCUUCGCGCAAUUUUUUAAGUAUGAGCAUUAAUUAAAGCCGUUUUUCCUUCCAAGACUCCAAGGACUAACGAUUCCGCUUCAGGUAGCCUGAGUAUCAGGCCUUAAUCCUAAGGGGCCAAGGGGCUAUCAGCUCUCUCCCUUUUUCGCUUCCAUCUUUCCCCUUUUCCGCAGAAACGCCUGAUACUCGGGCUAGCUUCAGGUUGUUGAGUUACUUUUUCAGCCUAAGAUUUCAAGACACGCACGACUACGACGACAAGCAAUACUAAGUAGCGCGUGAACCAGCGUCAUUAGGGAGUUUACGCAACGACGACCAGGACAGGAACGAAACAACAAAAAGGCAAUAGGUUCAUGGCUUAGCAAAACAACAACUUAGUGCACGUGAAUCACGCUUUUCUGUACAUUUCUCUGCCGUCGUUGCACGACUACGGCGUGAAACUGCUUCAUUUCACGUUUUGUCGAGAACGGGAACAAAAGACAACAACUUUCUUUUUCUUUUCCUGAACUUUGAUGCAGUCCAUUAGAAUUCAACUACACAAAAAUUUGGCAACAUUUGACGAAUUAAACGAGAUGGAAUAAGCGCGAUAAAUUUUGAGGCAGCGCAAAUCCACUUUUAAGAGACGUUAUCGUAGCCGUCGCCGUCGUCGUUGCGUUGGUAGCCGUCGUCAUUCUACUACGGGUUUUAGCCGGAAUAGAGAGUUAUGCUUCACACAUCCGGGCCGCGGCAAACGUCAGAUUCAGAAGAGAAUUUCUCAAAAUAGAAAAUGAGCAGAUAGAAACAGCUUAAAACAAUUUUUAUGGAUAAAAAAUUCCGUGGAAGUUUUACUUUAGGUGUAGAAAUAAUGAACACUGAACGACAAGUAAAGGAAACUUGGUCACCUGGUACAUAUUCGCGUUUGCCGUUUAACGUGAACGUGAUGCUUAACUUCUCUGUUGUCAUGGUGGCGGAAACAAGACAGUCAUCAAAUGCAGAAGUUUUUUUUCACAUUGCGAUCGGGAAAGGGCUUAAACUCACCCAAUAAAAAUAACCGUGCUAACUUUUCUGGUGAAAGCUCAGUCAUGGAGCUUUCUGCGUUGUUUAUUUAGUUCUGAAAAUUCAAGGAAAGCAACUUUAAACAAUAUCAUCCACGUCCUCAAAUCUGUAGUGAACACCGUCUCUAAAUAUGCUAAUUUAGCAACAGAACUGGGACGUCAUUUGACGAAAGGAAAGCGCGCGGAAAGGACUAAACACAACUUCCGGUGCCCAAUUUGUCGCUCUGCUAUUGGUCAAGCCAGUUGUUUGAUUUGCGCGCGUCGUUGCGUAGUCAACUGACGUUCCCGUUUCGUUGCUAAAUCAGCCUAGAUGUCGGUUUAAAAUCUAGUAGCCUUUGCCGCUUCUUGUUAGAUUCAAUCACCUUUUUUUUUGACAGCUGAAGAAUAAUUUCAAUCGAACCAUCAUAGAGAAUCAGUCAAUUUAAAGAAAUUGGUUAUCUCUGUUUUUCUUUCCUGUAUAAUUAGGUCUCAAACUGAAUCUAUUUAUCGAGUCUCAUGAAUAUGUCUCCCAGUUAAGCCACGCUGAAGGCGCCAGAAUUGUCAUCCAUGAUCAGGCAGCUAUACCCUUCCCAGAUGAUGAGGGGAUGAACGUUCUCCCUGGAAUUUCUACCUCUGUUGGAAUUCGAACGGUAUGAAGCAAAGUAGACGUAACAGCUAAAGCUAUCAUCUAGAUUUAGGACCUGUUUAUAACCCGUGGUGGGUCACCCCACUUGUAUAUGUAAACGUUAUCAAAUUAAAAUAAGAGAUUAUAUGGAUUACGAAUUCAGGACCAGUUUGUUCAAUGACCAAAGUGGGUUGCCUAACCUACUUGCGUCCUGGGGUCCCCCACCUCCAUGAAAACAGGUCCUUAGUGGGACGCAAUCUGGAAAGAGCAUUUAGUCAUUGUUAGGACAGUAGUCCAUAUUUUUGACUGCAUGUCCAUGUUUACCAUUGGAAUUAGAGAAAUUAAUUGACGUAUAUAACCUUUUUUCAUUGGUAAACUAUUGCCAAUCUAUACUCUGUGAGACUUUUAAGUCUUUAAAAGAGUGUGCAAUUUCUACUAGUAAGCGAGACGCCGCCUAGCAUACACCAGUUAUUUUUUGGAUUCCCCCGAAAAAAGUGUCUAUGGCGUCUAUGAGCACAGUAGAUUUCCGGUGAAAACGUGAGCCGCUUUAUGAAGUAAAGUUAACAAAAAAUGAUCUCAUUUUAAAUCGUGCUCUUUUUUCUCACUUAAGGAAAAGAUUCAGCGAGCAGAUCCUUUUAAUAACGGAAGCUGUCGAAAAAUAUCUGAAGUUGAGAAAGGGCUCAAUCGACCUUACUCAAGAGAGGUGAGUGUAAUUGAAUGUAAGUUUUUUUAAAACUAAAAUACCACCCAAGAUACUCUGAGAGCUUUUUGCUAGAUGUGAAAGAAAAACAACCGUCCAACAUCGCGCCGGACGCCGUUAAAUGGUGGGCAUUAUCAAAAUUAUACUCUCCGAAUGUUAACCAAACAUUUGACAACUGAUAUUUUUGUACCCUUAAUUUGGCAAUAAUUUUUUUGUUAGGAUGAGUCCCUCAGUAAUUAUUCACUCAUUAUUUAUUUCCAUUUUUUAUUUCUGUCAGGCUUGUAUGAAAUCGUGUUUAUCCACUCUUCAGAUCAGAAAGUGCGGAUGUGCAGAUGCACAUUCUGCAUACGAUGAGACAAUCGGCCCCAUCUGUGACAUUCUCAAGAAUCGUAAAAUAGGUAAUCAGUUCUAAAAGACGUGUUUUACAGGAACUGCAGGGGUAAAUAUUCCAGAAGCUAAAUAAAGGCGGAAACUUGAAUUUGAAACAAAUUCCAAAUGUGUCGAGAACAUGCCUGUUAAAUUUCUGGAUUUUAUGGUUAGCUGUAUUUAAUUAUUAUUAAUAAAGUGCAUGUGUAGUGUAGAGACAAUGUACUUACUGAAGCUAAGUUUUACUUGUUUUAAAAAUAUUUAGCUUCUGUGUUUUGUUAAUAUGUUGAAAUUUUAUAUUUAGUACGAGAUAAUAUGAUUUUCCUUAGUUAGAAUUAUAAGUAGUGUCAGUGUACAUGCUACCUUGCCUAGUCCCUAGGCCUCAUUAUUGUGCGCGGCCGAUGCGUCUCAGGUCACGUGGUCUGAGAAAAUUGUCUCCCGGCCGUUCGUCUCGGAUACGUCACCGAAAUGCAUUGACCGAGGAGGCCUGGAAAGACGCCUUAUAGGGACUAGACAGCAUGCUACCAAGACAGCAUCCUGUCUUGUCCCAGCUAGGCUACCAAACUGUAAAAUGGCCUUGAGCUCGAGCUCUCUCUGAGGUGGCCGUUGAUGAUUGACUGUAAUUAAUGUUUUGAUUAUUUUUUUCAGAGACAUGUUUGAAUGACUUGGUUGAAAGGUUCAUGAAUGGUGAAUUAGACUGUCAAUCCGAAUGCCCAGUGCUUUGCAGGUACAAACGUAUCUCUUGUAAUCUUGGAGGUAGAGCUGACCUGAAAUUAUAUCUGAGUAUUCGCAAUUAUAUUUUCUCCUAUAUAAAACUCUAAAUGAAUCUAUCGAAGGAAAAACAAAGCAUGAUCAAUUUUUGGUCCUUUUCCGACAACACCUGCAUUAGUUCAACUUGAAAAAGUUGCAACGGGUUUUCAUCCUAGCCAUAGAGAGUCAAAAACAUACACUAACACGUGAUAGAUAGAAGUAAAGGAUUAUUUUGUAUUAAAUUGAUCCAUAUUUUCAGAUUAGGAUUUUCUUUGGUUCUACUUCGUAAUUAAAAAUUGUCUUAAAAUUCCAAAAAACCUUAACAUGGCUCUCAUAAUGCCCCUCCCAAGCUGCUGAGAAAUCUCAAUGAAUUAAAUAAGAUUAUUAUUCAUUCAAAAUAUUUCCCCCAUUCUGAUUGGCUAAAAACACACGCAUAAUUCACCAUAACCAGCUACUGAUGACCAAAUUUGGAAGAAUUUUGCGAUUAAUGAACCGAUGACGUCAAAAGUGCAGCCUUCAUACAAGUUAAUGCACCAUUAACCAAGAAGACCUGGGAACGAGGUUGAGUUGUUUUGGUUGUGAAAACAAAAAUGGCGGACAUUUCACUCGUUUCAAGAGUAAGAACUAGGCGAAAUAAUAGCUAAAAACAUGACAAGAACAGCAAGAAGACAACUCGAAGGGCGACAUCUGCUAUUUGGAGAAUAUUUGCGGAGCUGAACUACCCUAAACGUGCACUAUCGAAGAUGAACUUAACGUCGAUGGAGGUACACUUGUUUUAGCUACGUUUUUAAACCAGGAAUUAUUUUGAAUGAACAAUAAAACAAUUAUUGAAUUCGGCUUUCGUAUCAUAUGAAGAAUUAUGGAGAACUCGAAGGGUGUUAUAACGCCCUCCUCGAUCUCCAUAAUUCUUCAUAAGAUACUCAGCCUCAUUCAUUAAUUGUUAAUUUAUCUUUCAGUGAAGUUGUGUUUAAACCAACUACGUCGAUGGCAAGGUGGCCUUCACAAGGAUACAAGGUAAGUUAUAGAAAUCCUGGGGGAGGGGGUUAAUCUCCUCAGACUACAAUAAGCUGUUCCUUUGAGAGUCUUAAAGGGAGGGUAGCUUUGACGGUUGAUGGUUAAUUUUUCCAAUUUUACGGUUGACGGUUAUUAAAUGGAAAUUUAGACUAAAAUCUUCUGAUUUCUUCGUACCCUAUCAGUGGGUGAGAGCCAUGUCUACCUUAGGGCACUUAAAAGUAGAUCCCUCUCCGAUCACAUGCACUGCUCAUAUAUGGCAGUGUCCCCUACACAGAGAUAGAAGAAUCUUGAUUAGUGAGAAUUCCAACAAAAAAAGCAAUGAAUGCCAGGGGGAACCAAAUGAAAUAAAUAUAUUGGGGUUUCGUAAACGGAUACGCCGGGGUACUAUAUAUGGGCUUCAAGCAGUUUACUCUAGAAACUAGUUUACUCUAUAAACCAGAGCGUUUGGGUCUAGAAUAGGGUAUAAUUUUUCAGGAAACUGAUCAGUUGGUUGAAAAUUUUAUCUAGACUAGGGAAACAGCUACUCUAGGAUAGGGAGGAUUUGGGGAGUUUACUCUAGUAUAGGGUAGCAAAAUUCAGCUGAACUAGCUCUGGUAUAGGUUAAGGGUACCAGGGUCCCAGCGGCACAUCCCCACCCAAAAAUUCCUAAAGUACCCCCCCGGGACGGAUACACAUUGAUAAAAGGCAUAAUGAAGGAAUCCCCUUUCCAUAAGGACUGAGAUGCAUCCAACGCUAACGUUAGAGAGCUUUAGAUUCGAGGGCAAGAACUACUACGCCGGUACGAGAUUUGACUUGACGUUUUUUCGCGUAUUCUCAAAAAACAGAUACCACGGAAAGCUUGAUUGUAAUUUUGAUUCACCAGAAAAGUUAGCAUUGUUAUCUUUAUCAGGGAGUUUUAAUAAGCUCUCUCCCGAUCACUUUUAACAUUAUUUGAUAACUCGUUUCCGCCACUACGACAUUCUUGUUUAAACUAGCUAGAAUGACGACUGCUAUCUAGCCUGCGUGGAGUUAGGCUAACGGCUAUAACGUUUCGCCACCAAAAUCAUGACGGACUACAGAAAAAAGAGAGACUGCUCGUAGUCUAGUUACUCACUAGGGAUUAUUUACUUAUCUCGACAGCAAAGGCUGUUUAACCUCUUAAAGAAGAGGGGGAAUGACGCUUAUGCUGAUCAGCUAAGCAAUGGUGCCGACUUUUUGGAGUAAGUACAAAUACAUAUUAAGAAAACAACCAUGUUGAUGUCGGCAUGAUUUUCUACGUUUAUGAAAUGAGUAAAAACAUGGUAAAAACAGCAGUUAUGCUUAGUGACGCUUGUGCUAGCUAUCUACUAUUAUAUUACAUGCAUAAUCAGACAAGGAGGAGGGUGUCAAAUUCCUUCUACAAUCAAUACAAAAAACGAUUUUUUUAUUUUUAUGAUGCCCAGGAAUGAUUGUCUUAUAAUAUUAUCACACUGAUAAGUGCUUACCUUGAUCGUCGAUGAAAAGUUCCCGUCUUCUUCAUUAAUCACCUGUUUCUCGACAAAUUUAGGAUAUAAACGGAUGUUUAGUCUAACAGACUUUCUUCGGUAAAAAUGUCACACAAAAACACCGUAAAAACACGACCUGCGAAGGAAAACUCCGCCAUCUUGUAAGAAACACAACAGCAAUGCACUGUGGGAAGUUGCCAUCCGUCGGGUUAUUUUUUGUUAUUUUUAGUCAGUAGUUUAAUUGGCCAUUUCUUCUUUCCAAAAGUGUGGCAAUUUCCUUUGUUAUCUCUUUUUCUUAAAUUUCUAGGGAAGAUUUCCUUCAAGUUCGUGUGUUUUUUGAGAGAUUGAAUUUCCAGGAAGUGAGGGAAGAAUUGAGUUAUAAGGUAAUAACAUUAAUUUAUUUUUGGCUCAUUGAGUACCAAUUCAUUCAUAACAACAACCUCCUGCAACAUUUGAUACAUUAUGUGAAUAUUAAUGUUCGUCUUCUGAUCAUAACAUCUUUUUCUUUUUAGUUUGAUUCUCUAACAACAUUUGAUGUGAUCUGAGACGAGCGUCAUUCCCCAAUAAAAGCGAAUGCAUUUUUAGGUUUAUUGCUAUAAAAAUAUUUUUAAUGAUAAUAAUCCUAUUGAGGACUCAACUCACCCGGACGACUCAAUAUUCCGCCUACUUUUAACCAACAUCAUCGUAAACUGUAAAUAGUUGUUGUAAAGUAUUAAUGCUUUUACGACACACUUUAAACCGAGCCGCUAACUCCCUGGCGGAGGCCUUGGUACAUUUCUGGGAGGCUAGAGAGAAAGAAAAAAGAACGCCCGUUGAGCGGGUGGGGUGGCAGGUCGACGAUUUAUCCCGGAGAAUGCGUCCUGCGCGCUCAAAGUUCAUGAACGCUUCUUUCCAUUUGGAAUACCAUUUGAACUCUGAUUGCGCAGGAAAGAAACCAAGCCACGAUACUGUUUUUGUUCUACUGGUCUUAAUAUUGACUUUAAUUUCCCUUCAUGUUCUUCGUAGGAUGUCAACUUGUUGGCAGAUAUUGGCGGUCAGCUGGGUUUGUGGAUUGGUGUUUCGGUGCUCACCUGCUGCGAAUUUCUGGAGUUAGCGCUACGUUUGACACAGAAUUUGUUUAAGAGAUUAGCAGCACAAAGGAACAAAUUUAAAGUGGGAGGUCUACAAAAGUGA